This is a messenger RNA of Maylandia zebra (zebra mbuna), 4956 nucleotides long. RefSeq names its product YY1 associated factor 2 (gene yaf2). Gene Ontology annotation, molecular function: DNA binding; transcription coregulator activity. The record is from RefSeq and is a predicted model, not a curated record. NCBI's taxonomy places the organism in Eukaryota, Metazoa, Chordata, Actinopteri, Cichliformes, Cichlidae. Gene Ontology annotation, biological process: positive regulation of DNA-templated transcription. Gene Ontology annotation, cellular component: nucleus.
AGCCUGUGAUUGGUUACAGCCCGUCACGUGAGCAUUUCCCAAGCGGAGUUUCCACGACAGCUGGAAGCCGAGCGGCACAAGCGCAUCGCUUCUCGGCUAAAAAAAUUGAAAUAACAAGGCUCCUGGUCGUCUCAGCACCUCCAGAUAAACCCCGGUCUGGCAUGGGCGACAAGAGGAGUCCGACAAGGCCGAAGCGUCAACCGAAGCCCUCCUCCGACGAGGGGUUCUGGGACUGCAGCGUGUGCACGUACAAGAACACGGCAGAGGCUUUUAAGUGCAUGAUGUGUGAUGUCAGGAAGGGGACAUCAACAAGGAAGCCACGUCCCGUAUCCCAGCUAGUUUCUCAGCAGCAGGUAACGCAGCAGUUUGUGCUGCCCUCACAGCCCAAAAAGGAAAAGAAGGAGAGAGUCGAGAAGGAGAAGAGCGACAGAGAGCCGCCGCUUAAGAAGAACAGCCACAAGAAGAUGAGGCCAAGACUAAAAAACAUCGAUCGCAGCAGCGCCCAGCACUUGGAGGUGACGGUUGGGGACCUGACAGUCAUCAUAACUGACUUUAAGGAGAAGGCCAAGCCCUCAGCCACCUCGGCCACUUCCUCCAGCUCCGUGUCAUCGGCCGACCACCACAGCCAGAACGGCUCUAGCUCAGAAAACACAGAGAAGGGCCUUUCCCGCUCUUCCUCACCCAGAGGAGAGGGGAGCUCGGUCAACGGAGAGUCUCACUGAGUCAGCCUCCUUGAAACCUUUCCCUCCACCCCGCCUCCAUCAACGUCUCAUCUGCAAGUCCACAAGUCACUAGAGGAGUAUCCUGCCUCUACAUUAGAGCUGCACGAUAAUGAAUAAAACUUUUCUUUUUCUCCUGUUUGUUUUUUUUUUUCUUUAAAAUUUUUUGUUUUUAUUAGAAAUUUUUUUGCUGCAAGGACACAUCAGAUUUGGCGAGUUUGAUCAGUUAGCGGAUUUUCUACAGCAGUGGAAUUGUGCAUUUAGAAAGCAAUACGACUUUUGCUAAAUCUUGGAAGGGUUUUAGUAGUCUACUUGGUAGGUUGGAAUUAUUUUUUGUGUAGUUGUAAGUAAGCAGCACACUGUCUAAAAGCUUGCUCCUGGAAUAUUUACUCACAGACUGAUGAGGAACUUCUUCAGAACUGACAGGAGAAACAAAGUUUUGGAUAGAGUGCUGGAUCCUCAUGCUUUAGGUUUUCCUCCACGUGCACCUAACCUCCAUGAUUUGUCUUUUUUCCCUAUGAAAUGUGGAUCCCUGUCCUUGCUUUCAUCUUCAUAAUCAUCAUCAACAUCAGUGGAUGGCAGAGGGACUUUUUCUUUCCCCGUGUGGAAUAUUCUGCCUCUGCCUGAAUUCAUUACCUACCUGUUAUAAACCCGAACAUCAGUGUCCCCACACUGAACCUUUAACCUGAUCUUGAUACUCUUAAGCUUCCCCUGUUAGACUGCCUCUGCUGUAAUGAUUUUCUUUUUUAAACACAGCACAGUGGUGGCACUCCCUCUGCCACUUUUUGUUGUUUUUUUGUUGUUUUUGUUGUUUUUGCAUAGUGAUUGAAGCCCAUUGGUUACUGAAAGUCCGUUAUAUCCCCUGGCAGGAAGACACAGUAUGAAGGAAAAUCCUGUCUUUAAGUUUGUGCCACAGUCAGCAAUAGAAUAGAAUCGAAUCUGUCCCACUGACGGUUACAGCGAGGACAGUGUUGGCUCUGUUACAUCUGGCUGACAUGGUUUGGGUGCAGUUGUCUGAUUAGAAGAAAAGGUCAGGGAGAACAAGUGCAAAGAUGUCACCUUUAUCUUGUGAUGAACCAUUUCUCUGAUGGGAGCGUACUCUUCUGGCAUGAGUGCCUCCAUUGUAGAGCACUGAAUUAAUUUGUUAUGAAAAUGAUCAGAAUCAUAUUCUGUGACCUUCACAAUCACCAUGCCUGAAAUUUUCUGAACAUGUAUAUAGGAGAUUUCACCAUUUUCAAAUAACCAAGGGAGCAAAUACCUUGGAGAAUUCUGCCCAGGUGCACUGAAGCUGUUCUAGACAUGUGAUCAUAAAAAAAAGUUUAUUAUGGCUUUCUUUGUCCUUUAAUUAGUCACCCUUCACUAACUUUCAAAUGCAAUCAGCUGGUCUUUGUGUCAUUCAAUUCAGGCAGUAGCUACCACAAGCCUGAACUUGUAUUAAGUGAUCUUUUUAUAUAUAAACACACUACUAAGUAAUUUUAGCAUACAUGUACCCCAGCUGCCAAUUUUGUUCUAUGUUACCUUGCAAACCUCUACUUAGUAAUGCCAGUUCCCAGGAAGGUUGAUGGCGCAUAAAGCAGCCUUUAAAUGCCAGCUUCCUAGUACAAAAUCCAUGUUAUGUAUUAUUGCUCCCAGUGUAAGAACAGUGCAGGUCAUUUUUUUUUGGGUCAGUUCACCACAAGUCAGCAGGCAUCAUGUAUUCUGCCCAGACAGCAACCUCAUGUUCAAUUGUGAGCUAGACUUUCAUGUGGGAAAACUGACAAAACUGACUACAGAUAUUUAUCAGUUCUGCAACAUCAUAUAGCUUUUAUGUUUGUAUUUUUAUGAACUUUACAUAAAUGAUGCCUACACCAACCACCUAUUGUCACAGUGAUUGGUAGCAGCAGACCAUAUCUGGGCUAUGAGACGAAUAAAAAUUGGACUCUUGUUGCUCAAAUUUACCAAUCCAAGGAAAGGCCUUCGCUGCUUAGUAUACAUCUGCAAGAUGAAUAAACUACUGACAGAGCUAAAAUCAAUAGAAUCUGUGCUCUGAUUCAUUGAGUUGAUAUAUUUUUGCCCUCUAGCUAUUAAAAAAAUCACUUAAUGCAGCAUGUAGAAUUACGCAGGCUUCUUCCAGAUUAAAGUCGGCGUGAAUCUUUGCUGUUUUUUUUUUUUGUUUUGUUUUUCACAUCGUGGCUACAUAAAGUAAACAAAUCCUGUCCCGAGUCACUGACUUCCUUUUGGAUCACGCCGAUCACAUGAACCCACAGACCGAUGUACACUCAGCAUGCUGCCUUACAAGAUGCACAUCGUCAGUUUGAAGCUUUUAUUUGCUGUGCUUUUAUUUUCUUUAAGAUCUGUUCCAAAAUAGGUUGAUCCUGUGUGUCACUGGGACAUUGUCAGCUAAACACAGUAGAUGGUAAAGCUGUAAGUGACACCUGUGUUCGCCUUGUUAAUCUCUGCUUCAGCUUCUCCUUCACCUCCACACUUAAGCCCGACGCUCUUCCCCGCAGUCGGACACUCGCGAGUAGAUGUAUACGAGUCUCAGGAAGCGCAGUUUGCUCACUCACGUGCUGUUCAGCAUCCCAGUGGAGAACCAGAGGAUGCUGAUGUUGCUCCGCAGCUACCCUUUGGAUGCAGCGUUGUGCUUGUACAAUGGGGGAAAAUGAGUUGUGGACUUGCACUUUUACAAGCUGUAUGAGUGAUGUCUUGCAGUGUGAUGGACUUUAUUUAACUGACGUAGCAAAAAAGGAAAAAAAAGAAAAGAGGGGGGAAAAAAAGGCAGAGCUUUAGAGUAUUCAAAACUCCCAGCAGAACAACUAUAGAUCAACCUAACUACACACAAUAACUUAUAAAACAUGUAGAAUAAUUAAACAGAUGAAAUAGAUAUUUCUAAACUAUUGUACUACAAUGUUUUGAUGUGGUUGUAUUAUCCAUCAUACCAGUGUUAUUGUUGAGAUUUUUACUCACUAUUUUAGAGCGCAUUCUGAGAACUGUCAUGGCAUGAUGAUACUAAGGUCUUGGUAUAUUGUGGGAAAGGUUAUGUCUCUUAGUUUGUUAGUAUUUGUUUCAGUGUGUCGGGAGUGUCUCCUCUUAGGUUCGCUACUCUAGCUGGGACUAGGCGUGUGAGCCCGGGGAGAGCUGCUCUGAUGAACAUUUGCUCCUUGUGGCAACAAUGGAACACUUUAAAUGUGUUAGUGUCACUUAUUGAUAUAGUUUUUUGAUUUUUUUUUUUUUGUUGCCAUGCUCAUUUGUUUUAAAAUGUGUGAACUUGUUUAUUACAUGUCUGAAUAAGAAAAUUACAAAAUUCAAACACACAAAGCUGCUUUCUUGUGCACACAGCUCUCAUUUGUCACUUUGUUGCAUGCAGGCAAAGGCAUGUUGGGGCUUGCCUUAGCACUCAAUAUUGUAGUCCUGCACUUUUAAUUUGAAAAUUCAAAUCAAGACUUAAAUAUUAAACAACCAGCAGCUCUGAUGUUGUUAUAUACAUCAGAUAAGUGACCUUUUAUGUCCCUUAAUGAAAAUGCAAUUGAAAUUCAGGGUUGUCAGUUGCAACCACAUCACUAAGGAUGAUUUGUCACUUAAAGCCACACUGAAUCAAAGACACUGAAUGAGUCUUUUCAGAGGUGAGACCCGUGGAAAGUUGCUGCAGACAGGGGCUGGAGGGGGGAGGGAUGGGGGAGAACUCUGCUAUUCGCUCCCACCCUUCCCCCAACCUCCUGCUUUUGUUGAGCAAGCUGCAACACUAAACACACAAAACAUAGAUAAGAUAAGGAAGUUUGUUGCUGCCGCCUUCAAAAUAAAAGUGUAAAGACAGCCACGACCUGUUUCGGAGCAUCAAAGCACAGAAAGUGAAACAGCAUAAGAAGAAAAGUAUAACUUGUAGACUUGUACAUUUGUCCAGUUUUUAGUGUCGAAAUCGGCUGUGAUGCACACUCAAAACAUAGUGUAAGUUUUUCAACUUAAAUUGUUUCCCAAGAGGUCUUAUUAGGCAUGCUUUCAAGUUAGUUAUUUAAACAUGAAUAAAUAAAAAUAUUGAUUGCCUUUUUAGUUAAGCAAGAUUCUGACAAUAAGCUACUGUGUCCAAGAUGAAGAAUGUCAUUUUGUUGGACAUAAAGAGAAACUGUGCUCUGAAUUGUUCUUUGUGUUCGUCAAGAUGGCUCUGAAGUUACCUAUUUCCCCAUUUUUCUAAGUGUACUUUAAAAAAAAAUUACGCAGGUUAGAUCAGAUAAAUCCUUAUACAUACACAGUAUCCAGUAAA